Cucurbitaria berberidis CBS 394.84 is the source of this 1006-nucleotide messenger RNA. Its product is annotated as glutathione transferase. Lineage: Eukaryota; Fungi; Ascomycota; Dothideomycetes; Pleosporales; Cucurbitariaceae. The record is from RefSeq and is a predicted model, not a curated record. Bases 1 to 780 code for a protein of 259 amino acids. The transcript has 4 exons.
AUGUCGAAUCAACAGGGUGCCAAGAUCGUGGUCUACUGGCUGAACAAGUCCCGCGCGCAGCGCAUCAUCUGGCUACUUGAGGAGUUGAAUCUCGAGUAUGAGAUCAAAGUCUUCAAGCGCGGAGCAGACUUCCGCGCAGGGCCUGAGCUGAAGCAAGUGCAUCCUCUUGGACGAUCUCCAAUGAUUGGCAUCACUCCUGCUGGAUCUGAUAAGGAGACUAUAAUCGCUGAAAGUGAAACGAUCAUGGAUUAUGUGUGCGAGCAUUUCGGCCAGCACAUGAUCCCGCCAAAGUUUCCAGAAGGAAAGGAGGGUGUGCUAUGUGCGGAGACGGAAGAGUGGAUGAGGUACAAGUUCCUCAUGGACUACACAGAAGGGAGCCUCUUCACAUUUCUGAUGGCAGCGCUGAUUACCGGCAAUAUCGAGAAGGCACCCGUGCCGUUUUUCAUCAAGCCAAUCACCCGAGGCAUCGCAGGCAAGAUCAACUCCUCGUUUGUUGACGUUGAAUUGAAGAACCACUUCGAUUUUCUCGAGGACUAUCUCAUCAAGUCUCCAAGCAAUGGCGAAUUCUUCUGCGGGCCGAAUAUCACAGGCGCGGAUAUCAUGAUGCACUUCGCUUUGGAAGGUGCUACCCAGCGAGUGCCACUGAGCGAGACGAGCUACCCAAAGCUGUAUGAAUAUAUGCGAAGGCUGCAGGGUAGGGACGCGUACAAGAGGGCCGGGGAUAGGGUUUCUGAAGCGAGCGGAGAGAAGUUUGUACCGUUUUCCGACCUGAAGUUGUAAUGUUAUGAGGCAAUCACGGAAGUUGCGAUGUCGGUUACGCUUCGGUUUUGUAGAAGUGGACUAGGUCUGCGUCUUCACGUCAUUCUGUAGUACCUAGGCACGCGAAGCCUGUGGAAUUUAUUAUCAUACUUAGACGUCGAUCCGGAGGUUGGAUUCGGCCGAAUGCACUCGUGAGCUUCAACACGCCGACCUCCGUUACUGUCGCCUUCCACAAGCAAAGUCUCAG